AUGACCAGCGCAUUUACUUCGAUCCAGACCCGCGGCAAGAAGACGAAGCGCCGCGAUCAGGGCGUUGUAGUUCGUCUGCUAGAGGACAUUACACAAUUCGGCCGACGAGAUACGAUUUUGCGGGUGGAGCGCGGGCGCAUGCGCAAUUUCUGGUAUCCGAAUGGCCUGGCCGAAUACAUGACCUCCGCUCGCAUGGCUGAGCUGGGCCCUUCUGCUACUGAUGCUGUCGCCCAACCCGAUCCGUGGUUUGUCGCACGGCAGGAUGGUGUGGAGGGCGAGACCAUAUCCCAAACGGAAACCAAGGCGGCGCGACCGACAAUGGCCCUAAAGACCGUAUCCGCCACCCGUGCUGCUCUUCUCAUCGAAACAAUCGUCCCAUCAAGCAUUGUGUUCUACCGGAAACCUAUCUCGACCGACACAUCCGCCAUAUUCGGCUCCGUAUCGGCCGACGACGUUACCAACACACUACGCGAGGUUCUGCAAGGCAGCCAUGACGAGGAAGCCGCGCUGGUUCGUGUGGAACCACGCGACGUGCACUUCGUUGUUUCAGUGGGCACGGAGUCAAAACAGCGACACCAAGGAGAUGACGAGCAUGCGCCAACCACUGACCGAGUCAAGGCUUUGGGACGCUGGGAAGUGAAUAUCGUGGUGCGUGGAAACAGCUCUGAGCCUGCUACGCGAGUCUAUGCGGCUGAGAAAGCGACUACAUCUGGCGGAAAAUCAGUCACGGUACGGAAGAUUGUGGAAGUGGUGGCUACUCAAGAGUUGGGCCAAUGA
Sporothrix brasiliensis 5110 is the source of this 777-nucleotide messenger RNA. RefSeq lists its product as uncharacterized. Gene Ontology annotation, biological process: translation. Gene Ontology annotation, molecular function: structural constituent of ribosome. The transcript has 2 exons. NCBI's taxonomy places the organism in Eukaryota, Fungi, Ascomycota, Sordariomycetes, Ophiostomatales, Ophiostomataceae. The record is from RefSeq and is a predicted model, not a curated record. Gene Ontology annotation, cellular component: mitochondrion; ribosome. The coding region runs from base 1 to 777 and encodes 258 amino acids.